GUUGUCAGCGCCCUUGGUUACCUCUCCCCCAUAAUGCAUCACGUCUAGGAGAGCUUUCGAGGUGCACUGAGACAUAGAAAAAUCAACUUUGAACCGUAAACCUAAUGGAGAGGGAAGCGCAUAAUUCCGUGGUCUUCAGUGCUUCAAAAAGAGAACUUUUUAACACCAGCAAUGGAUACAAAUCAAUGCAAAAGAAACUACGGACGCAAUGUAAAAUUCAGAGUAUGAAAGAAGAGCUGUCUUUGGAGAAGCUGAAGGGUGUCAAGUUGUGGAUAACUGCAGGCCCAAGGGAAAAGUUCACAGCUUCAGAGCUGGAGGCACUGAAGCACUACCUGGAUGGAGGAGGAAACAUCCUGGUCAUGCUUGGUGAAGGGGGAGAAAUUAAAUAUGACACAAAUAUCAACUUCCUUCUGGAGGAGUUUGGAAUAAUGGUUAACAAUGAUGCUGUUGUGAGGAAUGUGUAUUACAGAUACUUCCAUCCUAAGGAGGCGCUUGUGUCCAAUGGUGUAUUGAAUAGAGAGAUCAGUCGGGCUGCUGGCAAAGUGGUCACAGGAAUCAUUGAAGAUGAAAAUGUUGGAAACAAUACAGAGGCUCUCACAUUUGUGUACCCAUAUGGUGCCACAUUGAGUGUGAUGAAGCCUGCUGUGGCUGUUCUUUCAACUGGCUCAGUCUGCUUCCCCCUCAAUAGGCCCGUUUUGGCCUUCUAUCAAGGAAAGGAGGCUGGCAAGCUGGUCGUGCUGGGUUCCUGCCACAUGUUCAGUGACCAAUACAUAGACAAAGAGGAGAACAAUAAAAUCAUGGAUGUUGUGCUUCAGUGGCUCAUGACUGAUAAUAUUCAGCUGAACCAGAUUGAUGCAGAGGACCCAGAGAUAACAGAUUACACCAUGUUGCCAGACACAGGGUGCUUGUCAGAACAGCUCAGAGUGUGCUUACAGGAGGGUGAUGAAAACCCCAGGGAUUUCACCUCUCUCUUUGACAUGUCUUUGUUCAAUUUGUCAACUGACACUUUACCCCAAGUCAUCAGUGCUUACAAGCAGCUUAAUGUCAAGGAUGAGCCACUUCAGCUGAUCACGCCACAGUUUGAGGCCCCUCUGCCUCAGCUUCAACCUGCUGUCUUUCCACCUGCCUUGGGUGAUUUACCUCCACCCAUGCUGGACCUGUUUGAUCUAGAUGAAACAUUCUCUUCUGAGAAAGUGCGCUUAGCACAGUUAACUAAUAAAUGUACAGAAGAUGAUCUUGAAUUCUAUGUGCGGAAAUGUGGUGAAAUUCUGGGAGUGACUCCAAAAUUGGAUAAAGAUCAGAGGGAUGCCAAGCACAUCUUGGAACACAUUUUCUUUCAGGUUGUAGAGUUCAAGAAACUCAAUCAGGAGCAGGACAUUGACAACGAGGCACGUUUUACCUCAUUGUGACUGGAUUCAAGCAACAUGUGUAACAUUUUCAACUCUGCUUUUUUGAUAUACUUUAACUGGACCAUGACCAAGCAGAUGUGAUUACCUCCUCCUUUACUAGAGUGCAAAGAGACUGUUGUAGUAGUUGUGGACUUAGCAGCAUCAAGUUGUGUUUAAACUGUAUAUGAAGUUAUUAAUCUUUUUAUACCCCUUUUGUAUGUCCUUGUAGGAAAAUGUAAUAUUGUUUUAUUAAAAAAAAAAAAAAAAAAAAAAAAAA
This is a messenger RNA of Lates calcarifer (barramundi perch), 1665 nucleotides long. RefSeq names its product intraflagellar transport 52 homolog (Chlamydomonas) (gene ift52). Bases 105 to 1409 code for a protein of 434 amino acids. Gene Ontology annotation, cellular component: cilium; intraciliary transport particle B; centriole. NCBI's taxonomy places the organism in Eukaryota, Metazoa, Chordata, Actinopteri, Centropomidae. Gene Ontology annotation, biological process: cilium assembly; intraciliary transport. The transcript is spliced from 14 exons. The record is from RefSeq and is a predicted model, not a curated record.